Molecule: messenger RNA, 4134 nt
Organism: Lingula anatina
Lineage: Eukaryota; Metazoa; Brachiopoda; Lingulata; Lingulida; Lingulidae
Source: RefSeq, a predicted model, not a curated record
AGUUAGGCAAGAUCCAAUUACGGUCACAUGACGUAGCAACAUCAAACAGUCUGGGCUCCCAUUAGGGAAGGAGAGGGAAUAUUAUGGAAAGAGCCCGCCAGCCAGUUGCAAUGGAAGCAGUACGUGAAGAAGAUGACGAAGAAUCCUGGGAUGGAUCACAAGCAUCAGGGGAUGAAGGUGGAGGGGGGAUUAGAAAGAAAGGCCCCAACCAGUUUGAUAACUUGUGUGAUGGGGUAUUGAAUGCAAUAGCUUUGGUGCAUGAGGAGUUACAAGAAUUUUUGGAUCUGAAAAAUGAGCUGCUUCGCCAUGCUUUACCCCCCAAUGUCUUGAUGAAGAUUGGAAUUACUUCAGGAAAAGUAUACAGGCGGAUGACAGACCUGAAUGAGCCAGUGAAUGAACUGGUUCGAUUGGUACGGGUGUACUCCACUCCGUGGGAAGAAAAAAGUGCGGCUCUGAAGAAAUUACAUGAAGAUUAUGAAAAUAAACAAAGGCAGCUAAAUGUGGCUAUAAAGAGACUGCAGCUUGUGGAUGCUCAUUCCAAAAGAAUAGCCAGAGAGAAACGCAUAAUGAAUUGGGAGAAACUUUUUGCACGCAUGACAACUAAAAAAGGGCAUGGCAGGCGCUGGAAGUUUCUGAUAGAAUCUGUAAAGGAGAAGUCUAAGCUAGGUCUUGAGGUCCUGCAGGGCUAUCUUCGUCAACUAGACAGAAGUGAUGACGAGGAAGAAGAUUGGGAUGACGAAGAAGAUAAUAAAACACAGCUAAUAACAUCUGGGAAUUCAGAACCUGCUGAAAGUGAUGAUGAACUACAGGGUGAAGAAGAUGAGGGUAAUGUGGGAGAUGGCAGUAGCGUGGGCAGCGGGGAGGCCGAGCUGAAGGUGAAGAUGCCAGGUCUCCCUGGAGAGGAGGAGGAGGAGUCUUCAGAUGAUGACGCUGAUGACGAGGCAGAAGUUGAUGCCAGAACAGAAAGCAGGAAAAGCUCAAGCAAGAAAGUCACGUUCGUGGAGCCAGAAAAGCCUGAGACGUCAGACAAAGCAAUAUGGACACAUGAACCCAGUUAUGACAGGUACCUUCACAUCAGGGUUCUAAAACCUCAGGGUUUGGAUGAAAUCAGGGACCUCAAAUGUGUGAUCAGCUACAAAACAGAAUUCUUCAAGACAAAAAUACUAGAUCCUUUACCAGUGGAAUCGGAGGAUGAGGAAGAAAAGAAACCCAAAUCCCCACCCAAAAAGAAGAGGGGUUUAAUUGGUACCAAAGCUCCAGUUAAAGAAGAAAAGAAAGAAGAGAAAAAACCAAAGGAACCUCCCAUUGUCUUUGAAGAUUAUGUGUUCAAAGUGCCCAAUGAAGUCGCCCCUGGUGUUAAAAGGCCAGUGAGUAUUAUUCCAGAACACAUCAAGGUAGCAGUGCAUCAUGGGCCAGAGGAAGAGAUGUUUGCCAUGGCAACUAUUGAUUUAAAUGAUAUUGAAAACCAAUUGGACCUCCCCAGUAUUAUUGUACCCCCAGAUGACCCUGACCCAGAUGGAGAAGAGGGCUAUGUUACACCCGUUCCUUCGGUGGAUGGAAAUCCAGCAGCUGCUCCCUUUGACCUCCAAACUGAAAAGGAGGCGUUAAUAGCGGCCACAUCCCCCCUGUCUUUCCCCCUCUACUCUAUACAUGCCACUAAUGCCGCGGGUGUUCACAUGCCUGCAGGAAUGCAACCUCUGAUUCUCUUCUGGGAGAAACGAACACAACUUCAAGUGGCGGAUAAAAAAAUUACGACUGCCUCUGCCACAGACCUUGUGUAUGAACUGACCGGCAUUGACCUAAGAGUGACCAGUAAGGAAGACCUUCACCCUGAAACUGUGGAGAAAGCUUUAUCUGUGAUGUCCAUGUCCCCAGAACCCACCCAGGAAAUUGUACCAAAAGAAGAGCUGGAACAAGUGAUGGAGAAACACAAGGAGGAAAUGGAGCUGCUACAACAGGAAUACGAAGCUAGGCUACAAGAACUUGCAGAGAGUUUAGAGGAUUUAAGAAACAACCCCAAGGUAGUGACAGUGGAGCGGACCAGGACUCCCAGUCCCAAAGUGAGGCAGAAGAGCCCCUCCCCUCCUCCAGAGAGGAACCGCCCCUCAUCUGCACCAAAAGAAAAGGUUAAGAAACCCAAGCCAGUUAGGAUGAUAAUACCACAUCCUCCUACAAGACCAAAGAAGAAUUUCCUAGUGGGAAAACCAUUGCCUAAAUGGGGAGAAACUUUGCCUGAAGAUUUCUUUGAGAGAAUGCAAGUCUUGCAAGAUGAGAAUUACAAGAAAAAGAAAGAUCUCCAUGAAAAGACAUUACGUGAUAUACAAGACACAAUAGAGCGACAGCUAGCAACUCAAUACAAACUGUCACAUGACCCAGGCGGUGAGAUGUAUGACGCUUUGAGAGAUGUUAGUCUUCCUGCCUUAUUUAUGCCUUUUAAGAGUGGUGCUGUCUACAACCCUAGAGCUCAUCAGUAUUUUCAUCCUACAGGUUCGUCAGACGUCAGGUUAUCCCAACCUCCCUCGAUGCUGCAGUUGCCGCCAUUACCCAAAAAUAAAUUAUCUGUUGUCAACCUCUUCGACCUGAGCCAAAAUUUCCACACUCAAGGACCAGAGUGGCUCUUACAGCAGUACUACAGUCAACAGGAGGACGUACCCGAGAGUCGCAAGUCACGGCGUACCCCCAUGACUCCCGCUCCCACCAUGAAUAUGCCGCCAUCUACAGUAGGAGGACCAAGGGAAGGAACUGUGGUCUCUCAGAAAUCUGAACCUCCACCUGAGACACAGAAGGCGUGAAUGGAAGAAUACUUUUUUGCCAGAUUUGAUUUUAAUCAGGAGACAUGAGGAGAGUUUAAUGCAGCUUCACCAUUAAAUACUGCUGGUAAUAAUCUUUCAGUAUCUCUUGCUGUGUCCCCUGUGGUGCAGUGACAGAUCUGUAUUCAGUUUAGUUUAUUCCUGGUUUCAUGGCUGUAUUUAACUCUUCUUGUUUUCACUGAGACAACACAAAUAUUAUGUUAGUUAACAGGUUAAUUUCCAGACAAAAACUGAAAAACUAUUUCAGCCUAUAACUGCAUAAAAAUAGCAGUUUGUUCAGAAUCAAAGUUGCUCACAACCAUAACCAUAUUUUUAAACCUUCAAUAAUACAAUAGACAGAAAAUACAGUUGAUAACCCUUUUAAUGUCAGACCAGUAGUUUUUACUGUAAGGUUGUAUCCUAUAGAGACAAAAAAAACCUCCAAAAGACGUCAGGUGAAAGUGUAACAUUUCAUUGUUGGGGGGAAUACGAGAACUAAGAAGCAUUCUUUGCCUUUUUAUUUCUGAUUGAUUUAGAUAUGUUAUCUGGUAAAAUGUUGCAUUUUAUGACUAACAUGUUAUGUCCGCCAGGUGAACUGGAAACAACUUUUCUUGUCCUAGGAAAAUAUCACAUCUUGUGAAAAACAUCUGUUAGGAAUUUGAGAUUUGUGAGAUAAAGAGGCAAACUGUCUUGAUAUAUUUUCUUUAUAUCUACACGCUGCUCUUGAAGUCAAGGUUUAGGCCAAUUUUAAAUUUCUUUCAAUUGCUCAAAUAACUUUUUGGCACCCAUUUUAUUGCACCAUGGCAUCUCUGUCAUCAGUGUCAAUAAAUAUGUAGAUAUACCAUACCAAAACACAAUAAUGUUUAUGUAAAGGUGUGGUUUCAAAUUGAAAUAAAUGUUCACAAGAAAAAUCCAUUAUUUUACUAUCUACAAGGGAAAAAAUGACAUUUUAAACGCAAGCAGAUGUUUGUCUUUUACAUAAUUUUCAUAUGCAUCCUUUUGUAUUAAAAUAUUGGAAAAGAAACAUGCAUAUGUUUUCAGGUGCACAUUCUACUAUACUGUUGUUUAUUGUUGGCCUGGGUAGGGAAUAUUUCAAUUUUUAUUUACUUACAAAUUCUGUAUCUUACACUUCAUGUUGUUGACUGCUAUGGUGUAUGAACUGAAAGGUUGGUGACUAAAAAGUGCCUUUACUUUUAUCAAAUACUGACCACAUAUUUGUCUUAGGUUAGUACUUCCCAAAGAUCUGCUGGAGUUUAGCCAACAAAUGUUUUGAUCAAUUUACCUGCUCAUGUAUGUGUACAUCUUGUAUAUAACUGUAUAAAACUGAAUUUGAAAAAUGCAAUAA